Messenger RNA from Zeugodacus cucurbitae (melon fly), 6549 nucleotides. RefSeq lists its product as uncharacterized. The record is from RefSeq and is a predicted model, not a curated record. Lineage: Eukaryota; Metazoa; Arthropoda; Insecta; Diptera; Tephritidae. Gene Ontology annotation, molecular function: RNA polymerase II cis-regulatory region sequence-specific DNA binding; DNA-binding transcription factor activity, RNA polymerase II-specific. Gene Ontology annotation, biological process: regulation of transcription by RNA polymerase II. Bases 423 to 5162 code for a protein of 1579 amino acids. The transcript is spliced from 4 exons.
AUUUCUAUUUGUACACGUAUUGUUUUCCUCUUGUCUUGUCUUUCAGCACUGCAAAUGCGCAUUGAAUGGAAAAGCAAUAACAAAAUAGUAAAAACCCGAAAACAAAUCACCAACGGUGCAUGGGUCAACAUCAUAAUCUAAAAGCGCAUCUGUACAACAACAUUUUGAAACGGUGAAAAUGAGCGAAAUUGCACGCAAGCAACUAAACAACUAAGCCGUCGAGCAACUAAGCGGUUACGCAUUCCCGAGACUUGGUGCAAGCUAACAGACAGAUGCAAGCUAAACGUGAAACCCAUAAAUCAUAAUAAAGCGUUCGCUGACGAAUUGCCGCCGUUGAACAUUCCUUCUUUAAUUUUCGCGCUUUGUUUUGACGCACACGCGCUCGCUGCCAACGGCUCCGGCUCCGGUUUCAUCUACUCCAAAUGCCAUUGCUUUUGGCAAUGCCCGAACCAGAGCGUUCGCUGUCGCUAAUGACAGUGGCCGCCGCUGCCGCUGCCGCCGCCGCCACAAUGCCCGAAGCGGAGGUGACAACGUCGCCAAAUCUAAUCGUUCCAACGGUGGCUGCCGCAACCAGACCGCAUGCGUCCACUCAAUCCGAACCAAUCAAACGGCAAUCAAAUACAGUCAUUGCAUCUAAUGUACUGACAUCAACAUCAACAACAGCAGCAAUAGCAACAACCACAUUGCCAACAACGGCCGGCACAAUGCUGACGGCAAUGGCUACAUCGGCUCCAUCGAGUGCGGCGAUAAGAACAGCAGCCACUACAGGUGUUAAUAGCCAAAUUACAGCCGAGAGUGGUAGCGUUAGCUUGCCACAUCAUCACUCAACAGUUGGCGUUGUUAGCAGCAAUUAUGUAGUAAAUGAAAUUGCCACCGCCGGCAGCAGCAGCCCCAGCAAAGCCGGCCGAGCGCACGCAGCCGACGCAGACAACAUCAAUUGUGGUUUGUUUGGUGGCCGUUAUGACGGCGUGUCCGAUACUUCAUCAAAUCGACACCAUCGCCGACAUUUGAAUGGCAAUAGCCAGCAAGGCAACAAUUGCGACGACAACAACGACAACGACGACGACGGAGACAAGGUUAAUUGUUACGAUCCGGGCACCCGCUCACCUCUGUGCCACGGCAGCGAUAAGCAAACCUCUGACUCCGCAGCGUCGAUUGCCCCAACAUCUGCAACGGUGGCAACAGCUUGCUGGCGAGGCUGUUAUUCGCCCACUCGCCAACAAGAGAAUGAAUCAUCAAUUAGUGCUGAUGGAGUGACGACAGCGCCAUCGCCGCAUUAUCCGCAAAUUCACGUCAAACAGGAAUUCCUUCAAACGCAAUACAUGCGAGACGAAGACGAAGACGAGGCUGCGGACGGAGAGGAAAAGCGAACAAAUGAUAACGACCAGACGGUGCACACUACUCACAACGCUCACACUGCUCCGGUCAAACAAGAGGUGCCGUCAUCGGGCGAAUCAACGGGACUUUUUAUUCAUUGUCCCUGGCAUUUACCACCGUUCGCCUCCAGCUCAAUAGUGCGUACACUAACGCCAACAACAAGUUCAUGCACCGUAGCUGCAAUAAAUGCUAGCAGGAAUAUGGACAAUCCAAUUACACAUUAUAACGGUGUUUACGCUUUACCAGUACAACUGUUAGCCAAUGCUACAAAGACUUUAGACCACACACUCCCUCAGACCGAGCUACAACCCUUCCAGUUGGAGCAUUUGGAAUAUAUCAAAUCAAUUAAUUCGACUUUGUUUGCGCAAAUCGAGGAAAAUAGCUCCUUGAGUGCUCAACUGACAAUUGACAAGUUACCGAGUUUAUUUGACAGUUUAUAUAAACAAACGAAUGGAAAUUAUAUAAGAAAAGAAUUGCUUAAUAAGGCGUAUCAGAAUAAGACUACAGAGGCAAGUGGAAUCAUUGCAAAAGCCGGGGAGCCUCUAGCAUCUCAACAGGUGUUCGAAGCGUUCCGUUCCAAUAGUGCAACGACACUGACUAUACCAAACGUGCGUCUAAGAUCCAGCGAAAGUCGAAAUGACUCCCAAGUCCCCAUGAGCUGGUCAGAUCCUGAACGUGCGAACAAAGUCAAUGGCAAUGUUUCUUUAACUGCCCUAACCAAUAUACAGAUCCAAACGACGCCAUCAACUUCGACACAGCAAAUGUCAGAGCUAUUUCUGCAACCAUCAUUACUACCUCAACGCAUGCUUCAGUUCUCACAGACCCCGGCCGUUGCGUCUAACAUAAGGGUACCCAACUUGGGGCAAUCAUAUCAUGAUAAUUAUCAUAAUCAAUAUAGAGACCGAAUGUCUAACAAUACUGACACCUUGGUCUCGACCUCCGAAUCUCUACAAUCUUAUAAAUCCAUAUCAGAGCAACAAUCUCCACUACACAAAGUUGAGUUACAAAGCAAGAGUACAAUAACAGGUCCUUUAUCGUACAGAAAUAGCCCAACCAACGACAACUCAACAGCAACAAAUGUGUCAACGGGAACGUUCACAACAGCUUCGACGGAGAUGAAAGCACAACCAGCAACAAUAGCAACAAUGGCAACACUAAUUAAUACGCUUCAACCUUCAUAUAUUUCCCUACCUCACACAUCAUCAACUCCAACUCCAAUGUUCGCGCAUCGGAAUCCACCCUCACCACCACCCCAGGCCCCUAAAUACGACAGAGAUUGGAAAGUAGAAGAAACGUCAUCUCACGAGACGUCUACAUUGGCGCUGCCGUCAUACGUUAGAAAGUCAUUAACCCAGAAUGCCAACAACAUUCAUGGUGCCGCGUCUAACGACCAAACGGCGAGACUUUCUCAACUAACGAACAUCCACAAACACAUACACACCCACAGCCAGGACCACGGCCAUGCUCACAAUAAAAUCAAAAGCAAGCAGAAACAAAGGCAAAAGCAAAAACAAAAAUCGAAACAAAAGCAAACGGACUAUCAACGGGAGCACGUUACUUACACAUCCUUAGGAUACACCAGCAAUGGAGAGCAAUUGUUCGUGCGGCAUUUCCACGAGAGAGAUCGUCUCAUACGAGAGCAUCAAUUAAAACAUCGCAUAUGCAACACCUUCAGUGCUAACGGCGACGAUUUUGAUGGCGAUGGUGAUGGACGCGGUCGGCCAGCAACAACACAACACAAAGCGACGACGACAGCGUGUCUGGGGUCAGCCGGAACCCGUGGAAGCCUUGAAAGUGUCGCUGUGGCCACAACAAAGACCAAAUCGACUGUUGCUGGUGAAGCUGCGAAUGGCAUUGCCUUUGUUAAUAACGCUCACACUAAUUCUAAUUGGUAUGGUGUCUGCCGUAGUGUUGAUGACAUUGCGCCGCAAGUGGACCAAGACCGAACCAAGCGAGCGGCAGCGACAGUGGGUGCACUGGUUGGCGUUCGCAGCGACGACACCGAUGCUUUGAGGGAUGAUUCGCGGCGAUUCGAGGAAAUGACGACACGAGACAAUGCAGACAUCGCAACGGCCACAGACACGUCCCCCAAAGUCAGGGAGCAGUGCGCGCCCAACCCGAAGGUGACGAAACAAAGUAGUGCGAAUAUUCAAAUGGCAGAUGCAUUCAAUGGACACAUGCGUUACUCGCCAUCACCACUGCUCUCAGCAUCUGGCGACAACGACAGACAUGAAGACGCAGAGUGUGAUGAACAAUUCAAGAGAUGUGUGUUGCCAGCGAAGAAUUUGAGUAAGAAGCGUCGUCAUGAAGAGGCCGCAGAGUCCGACGAGAUACUUGACCUUGCACCGCAAUCACCAAAGAGGCUGGCACGUUCACCACUCGGUACUGUAACACCGGACAUGACUGCGAGAAAUUCAGAAAACCACUGUCCGCAACUUUCCGAGAGCGCAUCCAAUCUCUUUGCUGCACUUCAAAGUCCACUGGCACCGCUGCUGUUGCAGAAUCACCUUGGCAUGGCAGCACCAAACUUUGCCGCCAAUGAAAUGCAGCAGGCUUUCCAACUCCAGCUGCAAAGCUAUGUGGAUAUGAUGCGUCAAAUGGCGCCGGAUAACUUUCAAAACCCGACAGCUACACAUUUCCUGCUGCAAAACUCCCUCCAAGCCAUGGCACAAUUUCAAGCUUUGCAACAAUUGAAACAACAACAACAGUUACAACAGGAACUGCAACAGCAUUUCGAAAACGAAGAGCACGCACCCACGAGGAGAUUCGAUUCGCAAGGCACACCAGCGCGAGGCGUGAAACACUUCUCCACGCCGUUGGUCUCGUCACCGUUACGUAGCCCCUCACUAAGUCCAGUUAGUCGACGUCACUCGAAAUCCUACAAGUUCACGCACGACGAUGAAGACGAAGAAAGUGGCAACGCAAACUCUUCGCAGCAGACCACACCACCAAAUUCCGCCAUAGGUCUUCAAAUGGGUAGCGCCAUCUUAACACCAAAUACGCCCGGCAUGUCUUCCAUAUUUCCCAGUACGUUACCCGGCAGCACAAUGAGCUUCAGCAGUACGCCACAAAACAACAAAGCGGUCGGCGCAAACGCAAUGUCAGCGGCCGCACGUUCUCUUGAUCAAUCACCGGAAGAGACAACCGAUCUCGAAGAACUCGAACAAUUCGCCAAAACCUUCAAGCAGCGUCGCAUUAAACUCGGCUUCACGCAGGGCGAUGUCGGCUUGGCAAUGGGCAAAUUAUACGGCAAUGACUUCUCGCAAACCACCAUCUCACGGUUUGAGGCGCUCAACCUCAGCUUCAAAAACAUGUGCAAACUGAAGCCUUUGCUGCAAAAAUGGCUGGCAGACGCAGACAAUACAAUCUCGAAAACUGGCGGUGUCUUCUCAUUGAGCUCCAUGACCACCACGCUCUCCACGCCGGAAAACAUAAUUGGACGCCGACGUAAGAAGCGCACCUCCAUUGAGACCAACGUCCGCAGCACACUCGAGAAGGCUUUCAUGGUGAAUUGCAAGCCCACCUCGGAGGACAUCAAUAACUUGGCAGAGCAGCUGAAUAUGGACAAAGAGGUAGUGCGCGUUUGGUUCUGCAAUCGUCGGCAAAAGGAGAAGCGCAUCAAUCCCGCGAUGGACCUGGACAGCCCGACGGGCACACCACUCAGCAGCCACAUCUUCGGAUUCCCCGCACAAGCGCUCAGCAUGUCGAACAGCCAUGAAGCCUCCUCCAUAUGUGGCAGCUCGAUCAGCUCCCUAUCGCCGCAUUGUACGAGCAAACAAGAAUGAUCCCGUGGUCACAGUGAUGUGACCCGAAAGAAGUCCUAUCUGGAAACACACAAGCCACGGCCGUCAUAUCUGCAGAGCGUCGCGCCGCCGCCACAUGCGGACCGCACCCUAAUGUUCUACGAGAACCGACAGGAACUGCAAAGGAUUUGGCACGUUUGCGAGAAGCCGACUUGUGAAAUGUCCCCGUUCGAUACAUAUUCGCACUACACGGAGCUGAUCUAAAUAUAUUCACUGGAUCGAGCAUUAUGUAUCCUAAACUAAACAAAUGUGUAUAUAUACAAAUAGUAUUUAAGUAAUGUAGCGCUAAUGCAUAUGCAUUACUUUUAGGAAAGUCUAUCUCUUGACCAUAUCAACUUGACCGGCCACAGACAGAGCCAUAAUUUAAUUAUAAUUAUUUAAGCAAUUACAAGUUCCAAAUGUGUAUUUUAAAUGUUUGUACAAUCUAACGCAUUACUCAAGUAUUGUACAGUUAUGUAAUGAGUACAUUUGUAUGUGCUCUUCGGCUAAAAACAAUGACACUUGUUGUUGUCGGUGUAUAUUUGUUUUUGGCAUUAACAAUUAACCGUAUAUGUACAUAUAUCAUAUAUACACACAUACAUAUGCAUGAGUGUGUGUGUGUAUGUAUGUAUGUAUGUAAAUGCAUUGAAUAUGUGUGUAAGUCGCAUUUAAUAUAAUUACUCAGUCAAGGUUCCUAUAUAUUUAUGUACAAAUCCAGUUCACGCGAUUAUUUAUGCGCAACACAUGUUCGAUUCAUGAAUUCAUGUAUUCAACAUUUUUGUUUCUCACACUCGAGCAAUCCGAAGUGAAGCACACAAAGUCCACAAUGCCGAUCAGCCAUUAGAAGCCAAGCCUCACAUUCAGAGAAUAUUGCAAAUAUUUUAAAAUAUUUUUUUUUUCGAAAUUUCAAAAACCAUUACAGAUGAUUGAGUAUUGCUUUUCGAAAUUGCAGAAAAAUUUUUGAUUUCGAAAAUCAGCAUUCAAUGUCUCCCAUUCAUUGAUUUCUAUAUUUCCUAUUCUUUCUAUGUAUUUGUGUAUAUACAAACAUAAAAUGUAUAUUUGUAGUAUGAAUUAAGGUUUUUCUAUUAAAAUAACAUUUUCAUUAAAAGAAUCCAAAAAAAAAAUAUUUCAAAAAUUUUGCAUAAUUUCUUUGUGAGCUUUCUCAAACUUGCGUAUUUUGUGUUCUUCAAUGUAAAUCCACUUAAGUGUUACUCGAGUAUUUAUUUAUAUAAAUUGUAUAGGACAUUUUAAACUUAUUAUGUAAACCCUUACUUGUAACUGCGUACAUAUGAACUUGGAUUAUACUAAAUUAUAUAAUAAUUAAUGUAGAUUUCUAGAAAAUGAAUGGAAUGAGUUCGUUUAGAACGCCGAGAUAUCAAUACAAAAAAUA